CAGUGCCAGUCACUAAAUAUCUUUGCAGUGAUUGUAAACUAACAUUUUGCAGCGAUUUUUAAGACAGCCAACAUCAGAUGUUACGUGUGAUGGGGGAGUGGUUGUCAUAAAAAGUUUGAGGGCUGUCAUUCUGAUUGAAAAUGGGAUUGUUCGGGAAGACACCAGAAAAAAAUCCAAAGGAAUUGGUUAAUGAAUGGUCCCACAAAAUAAGAAAAGAAGGUUAUCAACUGGACCGUCAAAUAAGAGCGAUACAGAGGGAAGAAGAGAAAGUGAAGAGAUCGCUGAAAGAAGCAGCAAAGAAGGGAGACAAGAGUGUUUGCACGAUUUUAGCGAAAGAAAUCAUCAGAGCACGUAAAGCGGUGAACAAAAUACAUACAUCGAAGGCUCAUCUCAAUUCUAUACAGAUGCAAAUGAAAAAUCAAUUAGCCACACUCAGAGUUGCUGGUUCACUGCAGAAGUCAACAGAAGUCAUGCAGGCUAUACAGUCGUUAGUGCGGGUGCCAGAAGUAGCAGCAACAAUGAGGGAACUGUCAAGAGAAAUGAUGAAGGCUGGAAUUAUUGAAGAGAUGUUGGAAGAGACAAUGGAAGGACUCGAAGAUGAGGAAGAGCUUGAAGAAGAAGCCCAAGAAGAGGUUGAUAAGGUUCUGUGGGAGCUGACAGCAGGCACUCUGGGCAAAGCCCCAGCUGCCGUCACGGACUCCCUUCCUCCAGCAGCGUCCGUUGUUGCUGAAGCCUCAGCAGAUGCUGGUCUGCCACUGGAAGAUGAGGAUGAACUCGAGGACAUGCAGAGCAGGCUGCAGGCUCUCCGAAGUUAAUGUGAAGCUGCACUGUUUGUAUUCCUGUGACAUAUUUCUAGCAAUUCUGUUUUACUGACAUAUCUGGAGACAGCUGCCACAAAGUAUUAGUUUAUGUAAUUUGCUGUAAUUAACAAGAAGGCCAAGAAUACUGUUCUACUAAUGUACAAAAAUAUUUUUAAUAUUGCGAUAGUAUUUAAUGAUUUUGUACCUCAUUUCGUAGAUUUGUCAACAGUAUUUUUGAACGAAUUAGAGACAAUAAAAGGGAACACAUUUGAUUUGUUUGGUAUGUAAUGCAGUCUGUACAACUUGUGAAGGAUCAAUCAUGUUAACUGGCAAAAAAGUAAAUACAGCUCUUCGGAGUAAUAAUUCGAAAGCCCUGAAUAUUUUUCUGUUCUACACAAAACUUAAGGAUGAAAAUAUGAGUAUGUUUAGUCCAGACACCGUGCAAUGAAGUAUUACUCUGCAUUAAUUAUGUGCCACUUCUCUGUGGUAUGGUCGUAACAUCCAAUUUAGAUCAGUUAAAUGUGUUCAUUAUCCAGGUAUCUAACAAAAUGAUAUUCUGAAUGCUGUUUGAACCAGUUAAUCUUACUUGGAAAGAACAUUAAUGCAUCCGUGAAAGGAAAGUGAUACCUUUUGUCAGAUUUUAUUGUAUGCAUAUGGAAGAUUGUCAUUGUAACUAAGCCAUAAAAUUCAACGUCUAAUAGCCCCUGACUCUCAUCUGAGUGUAAAUUAGGGGCACAUAGUCCAGAAAUAAGAAGCCGAUCUUAAAGUGGCUCAUUGUACAUUCAACAGUCAAACCAGCAGCUGCAAGACUUCACUUUGUUUACGAUAGGUAAGCAGUAUUUACUGGUGAAACAUUCAAUUUUUUAAUCAAGGAUCUGAAAGAAGAGUGUAAUUAUGACAAAUGAGCUGAAUGUAUUAUGUGUACAUCAAACAGAUGUGUUUUGUAAAACACCAUUGCAAAGAACUAUAAAUUUGUUCUUUUCGUUAUGUCGUUCUGCCUGGUGGAGUGCCUUCAAACAUACAGGAAACCUUCUUCUUUAACAAUCCACAUAUUGUAAUUGUGCUUUGUAAUUGCAGAAUAAGUGUGUGUGUGUGUGUGUGUGUGUGUGUGUGUGUGUGUGUGUGUGAAUGAGUGAGAGAGAGAGUGUGUGUGUUAUUUAUGAAAUUAUUCUUUUACAGUUUGGAGAAAGCCUGACACUAUGUACAUAAUAGUGAGCUUAGAACCUAUUUAUAUGCAGCUUUAAAAGUUUUGAUGAUGUAAAUAAUUUUUGAUUUAAUUCCUAAAUAAAAAUCAUUAAUCGCUUGUACUUAAAAAUAAACCACUCUGUUGUGCUUUUUAUAGUUUAUUUUCCUUGUUGAAUAAAGCACAUUUGUUCACUUAAA
Molecule: messenger RNA, 2183 nt
Organism: Schistocerca serialis cubense
Lineage: Eukaryota; Metazoa; Arthropoda; Insecta; Orthoptera; Acrididae
Gene: Vps24
Product: charged multivesicular body protein 3
Exons: 7
Coding region: 141-815 (224 amino acids)
Biological process (GO): endosome transport via multivesicular body sorting pathway; protein transport; late endosome to vacuole transport
Cellular component (GO): ESCRT III complex; multivesicular body
Source: RefSeq, a predicted model, not a curated record